Asterias rubens (European starfish) is the source of this 1782-nucleotide messenger RNA. RefSeq names its product cholesterol 24-hydroxylase-like. The record is from RefSeq and is a predicted model, not a curated record. Lineage: Eukaryota; Metazoa; Echinodermata; Asteroidea; Forcipulatida; Asteriidae. Bases 138 to 1688 code for a protein of 516 amino acids. Gene Ontology annotation, molecular function: cholesterol 24-hydroxylase activity; iron ion binding; heme binding. The transcript has 13 exons. Gene Ontology annotation, biological process: cholesterol catabolic process.
CCAUCCAGGGGCCGGGUGGUGCAAACCACCACACACAAUGCAGCAGGGUCCGGGCGGACAUGAUUGCGUAUGCAAAACCGUCUGAGAUAUUAUUUUAGCCCAAAUGCGAUAUUAGUUGUGCCUUCUUGGAGUCAAAGAUGGAGAAUGCAGAGUUAAUGCCCACGUACGGCGUGUACAUGGUGUAUGUUUUAGGUGGUUUUCUGGCCAGUGUUGUUGGAGUAGUUCUGCUAUUGAUUACGUUUUGGACUCUGUACACACACAGAGUACACCAGAAAUAUCGGCACAUACCUGGACCGAAGUUAGGACACUUCUACAAAGGACACAUUAAAAACUUUCAGGAUCAGCUGAAGUCUGGUGAGAAGAUUGUUGGAGAUCUCUUCCGUCAAUGGUGCAUGGAGCAUGGACCAAUCUGUAUUUUGUUUUUCUUUACUCGCCCAGUUCUACUUGCCUGCUCACCAGAAGCUGUGAAAGAGUUGAUAGUUGCGUCCAAGCACCCCAAGGAUCCAAUGCUCUACAAUGAUAUUGCCAAGCUGUAUGGGACAGACUUUCUGGGAUAUGGCCUCGCGACCGAGAUGGAUCACAGUAUCUGGGCCAUAAGACGAGGGAUUGUUGAUCCGGGUUUCCACAGAAGGUAUCUGAAGCAGUCGAUGACUCAGUUUAAUGACUGCGCUGACUUGAUGAUAAAGAGAUUGCAUCCGAAAGCAGAUGGGCUCACCAAGGUUACCAUGCUGAAUGAGCUUAUGAAGGUCACACUGGAUGUCAUCGCCAAGGUGGCGUUUAGUUGUGAGCUAGAGAUCAUGGGAGAAGGAGUUUCGCCUUUCACCGAGGCUGUGCAAGCAACAUUUAGUGCACUGCAAAUGAAAAAAAAAAACCCCUUCAUAAAGUGGAACCCAUUCAAGGCGGCAAGAGAACAUCGUAAGAAAGUACGCCAAGCCUGCUGUCUCAUUCGAGGCCUUGCAGUGAAGACUAUUAAGGAGCGUCUGGCAGCGAUAGAGAAGGAGGAAGAUGUACCCACUGAUAUCUUGACUUACAUCAUCAACGCUACAGAAGGACUUACUCAUCAACAUUAUAAGAUGCAGAACAUGGUGGAUGACUUCUUUACUUUCUUCAUAGGAGGCCAGGAGACGACGGCUAACCUUCUUGCCUCCGCUUUGUUGCAACUUGGUCUUCAUCCAGAGAUCUUGUACAGAUUGAAAAAUGAGGUGGAGAGUGUCAUGGGAGAUAAAACUACAGUAGACUUUGAAGAUCUACCCAAGCUACAGUACAUGGCAGCAUUCCUGAAAGAGUCACUGCGUUUGUUUCCACCUGCGGGAGAAACUAUGCGUUUGACAUCUGAGGAGUGCUACAUCAAUGGAUACAGGAUACCAGCUCAGACAAGCUGUUUGGUAUCCUUUUAUGUUCUGAGCCGUAUGGAAAAACACUUCAAGGAUCCUUUGCAAUUUGACCCUGAUCGUUUCACCAACAACCAAGAUGAACACACGCUGUUCUCCUUUUUGCCGUUUUCUCUUGGGCCAAGAAUUUGCAUCGGCAAGAAUUUUGCAAUGAUCGAAACUAAAGUGCUUCUUUGCAAAUUUCUUUCCAACUACGAGUUGACUCUGGAUCCUGAUCAGUCACUUCUGAUGGAAACCAAGGGUACUUUACGCCCAAAGGAUGGGUGUCGGGUUACUCUUAAGCCCACUAAGGCGUAAGGCAAUUUGGUAUCUAUAUUUUGGGAGUGUCGUGGCCGAGCGGUUAAGAGAACCGAAUUCAAACUCUGGUGUUUCUGAUCAGCAGAGUGUGGGU